AAUUCCAACUUAACCCCAAUCACCGCCAGCCAUGAGUUCACUGACCGACGGGACCGUAAAGGCCCAAAAGCUGUUACCAAUGUCAGCCCACGCCGCUCCUAAUCGCGCGUGGGCCGUCGUUCCCACGCGCCCACCCCGGCGAUACCCCUUUCAGUCACCCCAAUCCCUCGCCCCUCUUUCCCACCAUUCAUAUUCCUUCCCUUUUCACUCCGCCGCCUGCCCUUCACAUCUUCUCCUAAAAAUUCAUAAUCGCCGUUUGGGUAAAUCUACAGAUCGAUGGGUGAAUUGACGGAAUCGUCCAACCCUCAGGCGCCUGCGCGGCAGGCCUCUAUCCGCGAGGACUGCUGGACGGAGGAAGCGACCUCGACCCUCGUCGACGCAUGGGGUCGGCGGUACCUGGACCUCAACCGCGGGAAUCUCAGGCAGAAGGACUGGCAGGAGGUCGCCGACGCCGUCAACGCCCUCCACGGCCACACGAAGAAGACCCGCCGAACCGACGUCCAGUGCAAGAACCGGAUCGACACCCUGAAGAAGAAGUAUAAGGUCGAGAGGGCCAGGAUCUCCGAUUCCGGCGGGAGGGCGGCGUCGUCCUGGCAGUUCUACUCUCGUAUGGAGCUCCUCGUCGGAUCCAGUCCCAACAAGGGAAAGGCGAGCCCGCCGGCGGCGCCGCCUCAGUUUACGCCGCAGCUUUCCCUGCCUCCGCCUCCGUUCGCCGUGCCGUUGGCCUACCGCAGGCCGAUUUCGCCGGCGACGAUGAAGCCGGCGGUUCUUCCGCAGAAGCGCCCGCUUCCGGCGGCGGCGUCGGUGGAUGGGGCGUCUUAUUUCAGGAAGAAUUACUCGGCGAUCGCCGCUGCAGCUGCUGCCGCCGAGGAUGACGGAGGGUUUGAGGGGGAUGAGGUGGAGGAGAGCCAGGAUAUGGCCGAUGAAGAAGAUGAAGUUGUUGGGGGUGAUGGGUUCCUUAGGCUGGCCAAGGCUAUAGAGUCUUUUGGAGAGAUUUACGAAAAGGUUGAGAUUAUGAAACAGAGACAGAUGGUGGAGUUGGAAAAACAGAGGAUGCAGUUUACUAAGGAUUUGGAGGUUCAGAGGAUGCAGUUGUUCAUGGAUACUCAGGUCCAGCUGGAGAAGGUCAAGCGGGCCAAACGGAACGGAUCAUCUGAAGGUAUUUAUAGCUAGCUGUGCGAAAUGAGAGUCCUUUGUAGGAGUUAUAAGGCACUGAAGUUCAUUGCCCUUUUGACUUACACUACGCCCUGUUAAUAGGUGAAAAUGUGUUUUCCUUUUUUUCUUUUUUUGUUAUGGCUGAGAGAAAUGGGAUAGCUGAUAAUCUCUGAAUGGUGUUUCGAUUCUAACAUCUUUGUAGUGUGGCUUAUUAAUCUUACUUUUGAUCCGCUUGUCGACAGAAAAUACGUGUUUAGUUCAUUUGGAUGCCUUUUCAUUUAUUCGUACCCACAUUGAACUUGAGCACAAAUAUAUAUCGAGAUAUUGUUGGUAAAUAAUGUGAAGCUAUUCCUAAUUCCUAUCCUCUCAUAUCCUUGUUAUAUAUUUCGAUUCUUGAUUUUGGAUUUUGUGUCUUCCUUUCGGUUACAGGAUUGUGGUAAUUGUAUAUAUACAUGAAUUAUUCAUAAAUUAUCUGUAUUUUCAUGUUUCACUUUCUGGGUUCUAUAUUUCUUGUCUACUUGAUUUUCUGCAAUUUCUUUCAGUUAUGUGAUGCUUCAGAACUCACAUGGUGCUUUUGCCUUUAUAUUAUUGCAGAUUAGUUAAGGGUGUGAUUGGAUGUACGUCUGAACUUUGCAAUUUAA
Messenger RNA from Striga asiatica, 1796 nucleotides. Lineage: Eukaryota; Viridiplantae; Streptophyta; Magnoliopsida; Lamiales; Orobanchaceae. The record is from the annotation of a GenBank genome assembly.